Molecule: messenger RNA, 3292 nt
Organism: Dissoconium aciculare CBS 342.82
Lineage: Eukaryota; Fungi; Ascomycota; Dothideomycetes; Mycosphaerellales; Dissoconiaceae
Exons: 1
Coding region: 417-3137 (906 amino acids)
Source: RefSeq, a predicted model, not a curated record
ACAACCCAAAUCAACGGUUGCCCAGGUGCCUUAGAAAGCAUACUUGCACACUCGAUGCCAAUGGCUCCGGGCAUCACCUGGAAACCCGCGAUACUUGCUCCUUGUGAUGAUACGAGCCUUCACAGAACACUUGAACCCAAUUUUUCGAUGACUCACCUCCUUUCUAGAAGAUCUUCAGGAUUGACCGAUGUGUGCCGAACCCUCACCGUGGUCAUUGAGCUACUUGCGAUCGAUCGGAAGACGAAGUCUGCCACCACCUUUCACAAGUACCUGAGAAUCCGGUCCAUGUUGUCUACUCAGUAACCCCGUCGACUCGUAGUCCUCUAAGGCCUGACUGAGCCUACUCGUUGCAAGAAGAGCAAAGUAGUCGUGGUGCGUACGUCACCUGCUGGCCACAUCAUCACAUUAGAGGAAGCAUGAGUGCACCCUCUCUAUCACAUCACGAGAGUCGUCUUCAGCUCGCCCAGGUUCUCGACGACCCGGAUCAACCCACCACAUCGAAGGGCGGUUGUUCGAAUACCGACACAUUACCAGAGAGUGGAAUAUUCCGAGAGUCCAAGCCUCCGACAACUGCAGGUACACGUUUGCAGCAGACAAGCACCAAGAGCGUCGCUCCCAUCACAUGUGUGCCGCCUCAUCUCAGGGCAAGAUUAAAUCAAUCUCCGCAUAUUUUGAAACAUCAAGCACAUGGAAAGACCACACCGGAUCAGGAGGUCGUUGGCAGCAACGAAUUCAAAGGUUCCGACGCAUCUGCCUGCGUCGCUGCUUCGGGUACGACCAACAUGGCACCUGCUAUUGAGCCUGAUGCGAAAGAUUACAUCUCGAAAUCAUCAUCGGCCUUCGCAAAGGACAGUGUCAUAGAACGACAGCAAGCAAAACCAGACACUUCUGCUAUUGAGCCAAAUCCUUCGACGGAGGAAGUUACGAGGCCAAAUAAUCCUCUCAAUCGGAGGCCAAAGGUUCAAAGCUCGGCCACUCGCUCGACAUCUAAGAAUGCGACUGAUAACAUUGCCCGUCGCCCUUCGAAACGUUCAAAAGAUCCCACUCGCUCGCCAAGAAUGAAAAUUCCCAACCAGCCUGCGAACCUGCAACCGCCGUAUCCUUCCACUCAGAGGCAUAACCCCCAAAACGCCGCACAAUUGCAGUUUGGUAGUCCCAAGCAGCAAGUUCAUUCCAUCGGUUCGGCACACAGGAAAACGUCCGAGAAGAAAAGCGCAAGGCGCCAGUUGGGAUGGGCCACCAAGGCCGACUUUCCCUCGCCCGAAACAGACGACGGGAACACGUGGCGAGCUCCUGCGUGCCGCUCCCUAUCACCGCCAUGGACGCCGCGAGCGAUUCCGGGCGAUAGUGAAGACGGCGGAGGCUUGAAAGGUUGGAGUGGCGAAUGGACGCCGCGAGCAAGUCCAGGCAAUAGCGAAGACGGCGGGGGCUUGAAGGGCUGGAAUGGCGAAUGGGCUCCUGCACCUACUGAAUGGGACAAGCGACCUGCCUUCACAAGUAAGCAGUCUUCCACAACAAUUCAAGAUUGGCUCUCUAGCAUAAACAAGGCGAUGGAGGGUAUUCCUCAGCACAGUCCAAUCCCUCCCAAAGUGUAUUUGGGCGGUAAGACUUAUGUCUUCAACGGAUCCAAAAACGAAUCCAGUAAGCUUUGUCCUAUGGGCGACAUUACUCCAGUCUACUGGAUACCUAGCACCAUCGAAGACAAACAGCCGUUGCCGUUUAUUCGUCAAUUCAGGGUGACGUUUCGUCCAUUUCGUGGAGACUGUCAAGACUGGGACAAGGACGACGAUGGCGACGGUCUGUGGUGGCAUCAUCGCGUUGAAGGAGGCUUUUUCAUACCCGACAAUGUGCGCCAGCCAGAGAUCGUCGGUCCGGAUCCAGAUGAAUCAUUCACGGAUGUCCUCGCACGCGAGAAUGACUUCGGUAGUGCGCGGCAUGCAAAGAACCGGGUACGAAAAGAACGAGCGCUUCGCGAACAGAGUAUUGAAGCCGAAAUUCGAGCCGCUACACGUAUGAACCGACUUCUUCCAGCUACAACGACAGAGACGAGACGAGACGGCGCUCAUGAACAGCCAAUCUAUCAGCAUGAGAAAAGCCCGAGCUUGCGAUUCGCCAAACUUGCCGACGCAGCCUGCCUUCUAGCAUUGUAUAAUCAUUGCAUUCUGAAUACAUGUCAAACCUCAGAAGCUUCGCCCUGCCUCCAAAAGGAUAUCUUCGAGCGAGUUCGAAGCGCACAGGUCUCAAAGCUACCGUUUCUCAUUGCAUAUGAACCUGGACACUUAGUAAAGGCCUCAAAGAGCCACAAAGCUCGACACGGUGGUCACGUCGAGGACCGACAGAUGCCAGACGUAAUUCUCGGCUUUGCUGAUGUACAGAAAUACGAUCAAAAAUAUACAUCGUCUCAGUUCGCCUCUACUGUCGGCAUUCAGGUGUUCACUCACCGUGGUCACUUGAGACAAGGCAUCGCGACUUGCCUUCUCGACAAGUUGAUAUCCAUACUCGACGCGGACUAUCUUGAGCAGUAUAGCAACCGGUAUAUAGUUCAUGAUGCCGAGUUAAUAGCACGCGCGCCACCACGGCCCAUCACGAACAUCCUCAUGCACGUCCCGUACCACCGCUAUGACGAAAUGACAUGGCUGUGGCAAUGGUUGAAUAAUCAAUUUGGAUUCCGGGAGUGUGGCAAUUUGCAGGAGAUUGGAUGUAAGUCGGACAAGCCUGUGAGUUUGGCAAUCUUCCAAAGAAGAACCAGUCGGCCCCACGAAAAUGUCCCGUGUCCAGAGACGCCAACGCCAACGCCGACGCCUGCGAAGUCGGCACAUGAGAAGUUCAAGGGCGAAGAUGCGCGGAGCACAAGAUCUUCUCGAGGCAAGCGCCGUCGUAGGAAGAGAGACGUUCCCAGAAGUACCGCUAACAGCGAGACCAAAGAUCAACCAGAGAUUCCCAAAGAUGCCGAGCCGGGAAAGCAUCAUUCAACGACACCUCAGCAAGGCAACGAGGUCCAGACACAUCCCCAAGAUGCCAAGAUCCAAGCUCCUCAGCAAGCUACCAAGGUUCAGGACCAUCCGCGGGAGAUCAAGGUCCAGGCACAUCCACAAUAUACCAAGGCCCCGGGUACAGUGGAGGUGAGUACGUGGUGAAAUGGUAGUUUGUCUUUAUUUCAUCGGCAAGGGUUCCGGAUGUCACAGGCGAUUACAGCAGAUGAAAAUUUUGUACUCUACUCAAUGCAAGUUAGUUCUCUUGGAUUUGUUCUUUCGCCAUGCUUUCAGUACCUGGAUGAAUAGCUUGAUACUGU